This is a messenger RNA of Epinephelus fuscoguttatus (brown-marbled grouper), 922 nucleotides long. RefSeq lists its product as uncharacterized. The transcript has 6 exons. The record is from RefSeq and is a predicted model, not a curated record. NCBI's taxonomy places the organism in Eukaryota, Metazoa, Chordata, Actinopteri, Perciformes, Serranidae. The coding region runs from base 523 to 906 and encodes 127 amino acids.
GUCAGCGUGGGUUUCCUCCAGGUGCUCCAGCUUCCUCCCACAGUCCAAAGACAUGCAGGCUGCAGUGUUGGGUUCUCAGUCCUGGAUCUCCUGCAGAGAUAAUAUCUGCAGAAAAGAGAAGAAACACUGAUAUUAAAAAAACAAAGAGCAGAGGACAGUACACUUGGGAAGAUUCAGGUACAGCCGAGUGGUCGAGGCUCCCUGGGAACCUUUUCAAAUAACAAUCCAACUGACUCCAGGUCAGCAGUUAGGGAGGACGUCUCUCUCAUCUGCAGGAAACCUCUCACACUGAAGCAGCUGUGGUCUCUGUCUGGACCAGGGGUCGGCAACCUUCACAAUCAAAAGAAUAAAUAAAAAAUCUGUCUGGAGCCACAAAGCAUACUUGAGCCUUAUAAUAGCCACAGGGAGACACUGGAGAGGGGCUAAAGAGCAGCUCCGGGGCCUCAGGUUGCCUCUCCGUGGUCUGGACUCACCCUCCACCCUCUGCAGACCUGCUCUUGAUGGUGACCUGCCUCAUCGGCCAUGGCAGGAUCUGGUGUUGCUCUGAGGCUGCACGAGUUCAGAGAGUCUCAGGACUCCAGACAGCUCGAUGGACCGACCACGUUAACACUAUCGUCUCGUCUGGGGAGAGACGUUCAUGGAUUGUAUCCAGGACAGCUGGGUAGAGUCCAUGUUGUCCACUCAAAGGAUUGUGGCUACAGUCUUCACAGCGGACGGUCUCAGUCGCUCUACAAGUCUCUUCAGUCUCCAAACCCUCUGUGUGAAAACUACCAGCAGAGUUUUGACGUCCGCACCCUGAGAGCGCUGGCUGUCCUCCGUCACCAUCCUGCUGUCCUGGAACAGCGCCCCCCUCAGACGGUUUACCAGGAACAGUUUGGUCUUCAGUCACCUCUCCUGCCUCAGUAGUUCAGCAUAUUGUGCU